CAUGAAAGAAGCAUCUCUGAAGAAAUUUUGUAGAGCACAAAAGGGGAUUUAUGGAGUCUAACAACUAUUCUAAGUUUAAUUAAACUAUGACGCCACAAAAUUCCCACCCAGAAGAAUACAGGAUUGCAUCACUGGUCUUCUACAGCUUUGUGUUCACAGUGGGAUUGUUGGUGAAUGCCACGGCACUAUGGGUGUUCAGCUGCACAACCAAGAAGAGAACAACUAUAACUGUAUAUAUGAUGAAUGUCGCAUUACUUGACCUGGUUUUUAUAUUUUCCUUGCCUUUUCGGAUAAUCUAUCAUGGGACAGAAAAGUGGCCUUUUGGAGAUACAUUCUGCCGGAUCCUUGGGGCUUUCACUGUGUUUUAUCCAGCCAUUGCUCUGUGGCUGCUGACUUUUAUCAGUGUAGACAGAUUUAUGGCUAUUGUUCAGCCCAAACAUGUCAAAGAACUAAAAAAUACAAAAAAAGCUGUGCUAGCUUGCACUGGAAUCUGGAUAAUGACCCUCUCAACAACAUCCCCAUUGGUGUUUUUACGAUCUGAUCCAGACCAAGCCUCAAAUUUCACUACCUGCAUGAAAAUGCUUGAUAUCAUCCAUUUAAAGGAAGUAAAUACAUUGAAUUUUUGUCGCUUGAUUUUUUUCUUUUUGAUCCCCUUGUUUAUCAUGAUAGGGUGUUACCUAGUCAUUAUUUAUAAUUUUAUUCAUGGCAAGACUUCCAAACUGAAGCCUAAGGCCAAGGAGAGAUCCAUAAGAAUUAUAGUUACUCUGAUCGCUCAGGUACUCAUCUGCUUUGUACCCUUCCACAUCUGCUUUGCCUUCCUGAUGCUGCAAGAUGAAAACACAAGUUACAAUCCCUGGGCAGCCUUUACCACCUUCCUCAUGAAUCUCAGUACGUGCUUGGAUGUUAUACUGUACUACAUUGUUUCCAAACAAUUCCAGGCAAGAGUCAUCAGCGUAAUCCUGUAUCGCAAUUACCUUCGAAGCAUGCGCAGGAAAAGUUUUCGAACUGGAAGUAUGAGAUCACUCAAUAAUAUGAACAGUGAAAUGAUAUAAAAAGAGAAAAAAUGUCAGGGGACUUUGACAAUGUAAACAAGGGAUUCUUUUUCCAAAUUCUAGCACUGGGCUACACAGAAGGAUGUUCUAUAACCAAAGAUAGCAGAUAUAUAUGUUGCAUUGUAAAUACAAUGGAAGCAGAAUAAUAAUUGCGCUUCUUUUUAUUUGUUCAACAUCUUUUGCCGUUUCACCUGAAAUGAACUAAACCUAGCAUCAGUGUUAAACUUUCCAAUGCUUUUAUCACCUCAAAUGUCUGUGAAUAUUGUCAGAUGUGAA
This is a messenger RNA of Passer montanus (Eurasian tree sparrow), 1328 nucleotides long. RefSeq names its product G protein-coupled receptor 18 (gene GPR18). Gene Ontology annotation, molecular function: G protein-coupled receptor activity. Gene Ontology annotation, biological process: phospholipase C-activating G protein-coupled receptor signaling pathway; positive regulation of Rho protein signal transduction. Gene Ontology annotation, cellular component: membrane. Lineage: Eukaryota; Metazoa; Chordata; Aves; Passeriformes; Passeridae. The record is from RefSeq and is a predicted model, not a curated record. The transcript has 2 exons. Bases 87 to 1052 code for a protein of 321 amino acids.